AUGACGGCUGAGGUAAAAGCCAUAAACUCCAAGGCUGAGGUGGCGCAGGCCCAGGCGGCUUUGGCACUCAAUAUAUGCGCCGCCCGAGGGCUGCAGGAUGUGCUGCGGACCAACUUGGGUCCUAAGGGAACCAUGAAAAUGCUUGUUUCUGGUGCAGGAGACAUGAAACUCACCAAAGAUGGCAAUGUACUGCUCCAUGAGAUGGAGAAUGGGAUCAGGGAAGUUUUCAAAGCUACUGGUUGUGUGGUUCCAGGAGCGGGUGCAGUUGAAGUGGCAAUAGCUGAAGCUCUAGUUACAUACAAGCACAGUAUAAAAGGAGCUCGUCUUGGAGUCCAAGCUUUUGCUGAUGCUUUACUCAUUAUCCCUAAGGUUCUUGCUCAGAAUUCUGGAUAUGACCUGCAGGAAACACUAGUGAAAGUUCAGGUUGAGCAUUCAGAAUCAAAACAACCUGUUGAAAAAAAAAACAAACAACCUGUUGGCAUAGAUUUGAAUACAGGUGAGCCAAUGGUAGCAGCAGAUGCAGGAGUUUGGGAUAAUUAUUUUGUGAAAAACCAACUUCUUCACUCUUGCACAGUGAUUGCCACCAACAUUCUCCUGGUUGAUGAAAUUAUGCAAGCUGGUAUGUCUUCUCUCAAAGGGUGAUUGAGUUCAAAAUCAACUCUUCUAGAAGCUGAGACUUAGCACAUCUUACAUCCAACUACCAUUACAGAGCCUGAGCCAUUCUUAAUUUUUACACAAUAAAUGCAGUUUGUAUUUGGUGGUCUUAUAAGUCUCAGAAGUAUUUCAUCAAGGUAUAAAGAACACAAGAAAUACUUUCACAGCAAAUAAUAUUAAUGAAAGUAUUUUUCCCUCGAAGUUCUAACUCCCUACCCUUUACUGUAUGUGUGAUAUUAUGAUAUAAUAAGAAAUAUAUAUUUGGCCUA
Molecule: messenger RNA, 923 nt
Organism: Delphinapterus leucas (beluga whale)
Lineage: Eukaryota; Metazoa; Chordata; Mammalia; Artiodactyla; Monodontidae
Source: RefSeq, a predicted model, not a curated record